UUCUUCCUCAAGUCUCCUCCCACACAUAUAUACCCCUCAUGUCCCCAAUUUGAAUUCAAAGUUCCGAACACCCCCAAAAACAAUUUUCAAAUCAUCAAAAUUCAGCAAAACAAAUUCUCAGAUGUUCAUUUGCGGAAGUGGAAGUUUCAGCAAUCACGAUGACGAACCCUACCUCAGCCCCUGCUCCACCCCGAAGCGAUCGCGGCGGAGCACCAGCUUCUGCAAACUCAUGUCCAGAGACAGCGCCUCCAAAAAUCCCUACGCCGAUCGCGGCCUCGACAAAUUCUACGCGCUCCUAGCAGAUCUCGACGAUAAGAAGCAGAAGAUCUACACGCAGAAAGGCUCCGAGGACAUCUCCUUCGUCCGAUUCGUCUACGACAACGACUCCGACAGCGUCAAGCCGAUCGUAAUCAAGGUCAAGGACAGAUCUCCCCCGAAAUCCGCCAAGAAUUUCACCGAUCAGCGCAGCUUCAAGAGCGACGACGCCGCUCCGGAGGCGAAGAGCGAGAAAUCGAUGAAGAAGAAGAGAUCGCUGAGAUGCAAGGGGAAUUUGAAGCUGGAGGAUCUGAAAUGUCCUCAAUUGUUUUUCCCGGUGAUGGUGGUGCUGAUUCUGCUGUUUCUGGCGAUCUACGGCAGGUCGUUCGCGAUCCUGUGCACGUCGAUUGUGUGGUAUUUGGCUCCGACGAUCAGCGGCACGUCGAUGGCGACGGCGGCUGAUGGUGAGAGAAAGCCGAAGAGGAAGAAGGAGUAUGUGAGGAAAAGGAGCGAGAAGAUGGCGGUUGUGCAUAGUGAGGGACCUUCUUCGCCAAAAAGUGUGAUCAAUGGACUUCAGCAUGAUCGUAAGAGCAGUUGCUGAUUUUUUUCUAAUUUUUUAUUUUUAUUUUUGUGAAAGUCGAUCGAAGAGUAUUCGACUUUGGUGUGGUUUGUAAAUAAUUCUUCUUUUUUUUUAUUUAUUUGUUUGGAUCAUAAUCUUAAAUGGGAACAUGGUGCAUGGUGUGUACUAUGAUCCUACUUUUUAGGAGUAUUUUAGAGUGAAACAUUUUAAAAAAUUAUCGAAUAGUAAAAGUAAAGUUGCGAAUUAA
This is a messenger RNA of Salvia hispanica, 1082 nucleotides long. RefSeq lists its product as uncharacterized. The record is from RefSeq and is a predicted model, not a curated record. NCBI's taxonomy places the organism in Eukaryota, Viridiplantae, Streptophyta, Magnoliopsida, Lamiales, Lamiaceae.